GAGUGAGCACUGUGAAAGAGGGGUGUGUGUGUGCGUAUGUGUGUUUGUGUGUGUGUGUGAGAGAGAGAGAAAGAGAAAGAUUGAAAGAGAGAGCGAGAGCAAUUGAGGUUGUUAAGAGAGAGAGGAGGGAAAGUGAGAGAGCAGAGCGACAGAAGGAGGGAAGAGGAAAGUGGAGAGAUGGAAACGGAGAGAGCUAGAAGCUGAGAGAGCAAGAGAGAAAGAGAGAGAGAGAGAGGAAGAGAGAGAGAGGGGGAAUAAAGAAGUACUGCUGAAUCUCUUCACCCAUCUGGGCUCCAUCUGUGUUUCUCCGGCUGCGAGAGGACCUCUGCUCACAUAUGUGGGGGGCUUACGCACACAUGCCCCACAUAUGAAGGAGAGGAACGAGGGCACGGAGAAAAAGGAGCUGUAGGACGACGAGAACACAAGGAACCCACUGUUUUUUGGUUUUUUUUUUAGUUGUGUUUUGCCUUUUCUUUUCUUUUUUGUUUUGUUCUGAGGCCAGGAAGAAAGAGAUAACUGGACCAUCCUGUAGAGGAGGUGAGGUGAGACAGUGGAGAGAAGAAGGUUCCUGCCAUGCCCGGUUCUCCAGUGGAUGUAAAGACUCAUUCCAGACCGGCCGUGUCCGCCAUGCCCCCUCUACCCUCAGUCAACCCCAGCGGGCCCCGGCCUGCUGCCUUCUCUUCCACAGCUUUGACCAAUGGGAUGAAUCAUUCCCCACCCACCCUCAACGCUGUCCCUUCACCACCCCAGCGCUACAGCAAUGGACCAUCCUCGUCUUCUUCGUCCUCGUUGGCCAAUCAGCAGCUUCCAGCCACAUGUGGUGCCAGGCAACUUAGCAAGUUGAAGCGGUUCCUCACUACGUUGCAACAGUUCGGCAAUGACAUCUCACCUGAGAUCGGAGAGAGUGUGCGGAGCUUGGUCCUGGCACUAGUGAAUUCCACAGUCACUAUUGAGGAAUUUCAUUCCAGACUACAGGAGGCCACCAAUUUCCCUUUGAGGCCGUUUGUCAUUCCAUUCCUAAAGGCAAACCUGCCACUGCUGCAGAGAGAACUUCUGCACUGUGCCCGAGCAGCAAAGCAGACCCCAGCCCAGUAUCUAUCCCAACAUGAGCACCUGCUUCUCAGUACGGCCGCCCCAUCACCUGCAGACUCCACCGAACUUCUGCUGGAGCCCAGCGACAACAGCAAGAGACACAGCCCAAACAGGGGCAAAGAAAACGGCUUCCACGAGCGACCUCCCGCCCCUCUCGAACCUCCAGCCAAACGGAUCUGCACCAUCAGCCCCGCCCCCAGACACAGCCCCGCCCAUCCCCUGCCACUUCCCGCCCAGAUUCACCCGACCCCGCCCCCGCUCCAGCACUACGCCCUGGAUGACAUCACAACUCCUCACCUGUACAGAGAGCCGCAUCGCAUCCUGGAGCUGAGAGAGCUGAAGGACCGACCACGGUUGCCAGGCAGUAAUGGUGGCUACCACGAGGAGCCAGUGGACCACAGGCUGACGGAGAGAGAGUGGGCUGAUGAAUGGAGACACCUGGACCAUGUGCUGAACUGCAUUGUGGACAUGGUGGAGAAGACGAGGCGCUCGGUGAGCGUCCUGCGCCGCUGUCAGGAAUCGGACCGAGAGGAGCUGAAUUACUGGAGACGGCGCUCUAGCCAGCAGGACGGAGCACGCAAAUGCACGACAGCUCCAACCAGCGCGCCUUUCUCCAAAACACACAGCCCUCUGUCUGCUGAGGGAGUCAGCUCCGCAGAUCCUCAGCGGGAGCUCUCUCUGCGUGCUGCUCCUGGCUAUGUGCCUGAUGAGAUCUGGAGAAAAGCUGAGGAAGCGGUGAACGAGGUGAAGCGGCAGGCGAUGGACGAGGUGCAGAAGGCUGUGGCUGAGGCAGAGCAGAAGGCUUUUGAGAUGAUUGCAGCAGAGAGAGCCAAGAUGGAGAAAACCCUCGCCGAGGCCAAGAGGAAAGCCACAGAGGACGCCAUCCAGGUCAUCAACGAACAGGAGGACUCCAGCGAGUGCUGCUGGAACUGUGGUAGGAAAGCGAGCGAGACGUGCAGCGGCUGCAACGCAGCUCGCUACUGCGGCUCCUUCUGCCAACACAAAGACUGGGAGCGCCAUCACCUCAUCUGCAGCCCCGGCCUGCAGGCCCAGCCCAAACCCUCCCAGUCCGGCCUGAACGCCCGCAGCCUGCCCAAAGCUCCAGAGAGCCCCAGCCUGGAGAAAACGUCCAGCACCUCUAGAGCCUCCACUCCGCCGACGCCUGCGUCCGCCUCCGCCUCCACCCCGGACACCAACACACACUAGAGAGCUGAGAGAGACGCCUGUAUCGGACUUUAUCGAGAUAUAUAUAUAAAUAUAUAUAUACGAAAACAACUGAGGACACCAACACAACACCACACCCACUGAACAGGAAGCAGCAGCUUGAGAGUUUGAUGAUUUGACGAUUUGACGAUUCAUCGGUUUACGGAGAAGUGUAACUUUUUACAGUUUACAGAGAACUACACACACAUGCAGGAGCUUUGUUGAAUAGAGGGAAAGAAAGAACUAAGAAAACAGUUGAGAAGAGCUGAGAUGAAUGAAAUAUGGCUUUGUCUCCUUGAGUAUGAACUACAGCAGCACUUUCUCACCUUCUCCAGUCUAAAAACACUCUGUAAAGCUUUGGACGAGACUCUAAUGUCCAAUGAGCUAAUGAGUGUCGACUGCCGAGUGACGGACUGACUGACUGUCGUUCUUUCCUGCCUGCCGUUCAUUAAGGAUCCGCCUUCUCCUCCCGUACAGAUGUGUUCUUGUCGGUCGUUUCCGUGAGCGUGAAUAUAUGCAUAUGUUCCCACUGCAUGUGUUAAGGAUCUAUUCAAGUGUCUGUACAUCGUCAGAGCAAUAUAGAGAGGAGAUGCCAGGUGUCAGCAAAAAGUCAGCAGAAAGACUGCGUUUGUAUAUUUUGAGUCAUUAUCCAAGAGAUGCAACAAAAAAAAUAAAUAGAAAAAUGAAAAUGGGAGUACAAAUGAAAAACAGGACAACGGUACGACAUCAACAACUGACUGCAUGGACUAUGGACUCGCUGUCUCUCAUCGUUGAGCAUGGAUACCAAACUGGCACUAGAAGGACAACUGUAUAUCCAAGUGUUCAGCUGUAUUUUUUGUUUAUUUUUUUAAGCAGUGUAUGGAUGCUGUGGGGAAGACAGUCUGAUGGUAUGAUAUAUAGAGAAAAAACAUGUUACGCUCCCCGAGGCUUAAAAAAGAAGGUAAACAGUAAAAUGAACUAAUUAAUUUCCACAAUAUUUUUGGAUUUUUUUUUUCUGAUGGGAGUUAUGAAAAUGCAGAUACUAAAAUAUUUUUUUAUUUGAUAAAUGUGUUGCCAUAUGUUGUAGCUGCAACCUGAAACUAAAGAAGCGAGUAUUUCUUUUGAUUGAUUGAUUGAUUAUGUUCAAAGUACGUAAGUGAAACAUUUUUUGGAUUAAUAUUUUCUUUAAACUCCCAUUCAGGUUAAUUAUUGGACCUAAGUUGUCCAUUUAAAUUCAGCAGUAGGCUUCAGAUUUGGACCAAACGGGAAGUAGAAGUGUAAAAUGCUAAAAUGCAAAAUACAAAAAUAACAGGCAGCUAAAUUUUCAGAAAUAUGUUAGGCCUUUUCAUCUUGGUUUACACUGAAUUGAAUUGAAAAUCUUGAAAAUCUCCAAAAUAGCAAAAAAGAGAGAAACCUUAACUUUUAGUGAAAUUAAUCAUAAAACUAAACACAGACAAUUGUUAAGCCUAUGAAAAGCAGAAUUAUUACUAAAGAGUGCUGGCAAAAAUUCUCGUUAACAUCGCCAAAAUCAUCCAUUCUGAAAAGAGUCUGCACCACAAUUCACGUUUUAAAAGUACUUUUUAGCAUGCUAGGUGCAGCUACACAUUCUUUCAAAAAACCUUUCAGACUGUCACUUAUAUUAAACUUCAAUGUAAAAAUGGACUUGUAGUCAAUUUGUGUGGUAAAACAUAAUAAAGAGUACUUUGUUGAAUAGCCCACAGCUUUCCGAGACCCAGUAAUUUUUUACACUUUGUUCAAACAUGCUUUAGAAUGGAUGAUAUGGGGCAUAUUUAGCCCCUGCAGAUAAAGAGGCCAAACUCUAUAACCUCUGUCCUAAUAUCCUUGAUUUCCGAAGAAAUAUUUACUGAUAUAAAUAAUUUCAUUAUUUCUAAAUGCAUUUUAACAUUACUGAGACAAACUUUGGUCCAAAUCUGUGCCACAGAGCUAAAAAAAACUCCUUUGUUAAUCUCUGAGUACAGAAUAAAUUAAACUUCAGAGUCAUAUGUCACAUGGAACACUCUUAAUAGUGAUAUUUUUUUGUUGGACUGUGUCAGAAUCUCUUGAUAUGAUUUAAAACAGAUCAUCACUGCUGCAGAAUGCCAUAAUGUAGUAUUAUAACCUCUUCAACAUGCAGAACUUUGGGUAAAAUGAGCCUUCUUCAGUGCCAGGUUUGGGUCCAGCUCUGUGAAAUUCUGUUGUUAUUUUUUCUGGUAUUUGCCUGUAGGUGUUGCAACUCAAACUAUCUAAAUCUCAGGAGCAUAUUGUAUGUAUAUAUGUUUAUUUCCUUGUCACAUUUAGAGAGGGUAAAGUUUAAACUUUUGUUUUUUUCUCACCUUUAUAUCUCUCAUCAACUACCUUCUAUUCACGUGAUAUGUAACAGAAUGAAUUCCAUUAUUUUUUCAUUAUGAAAUGACCUAUCUGUAAAAAAAACAAAUAUGAUUAUGAGGAAAAGAAAUCUGUAUUUUGUGAGCCACGUUUCAUUUUGUUUUCUCACGAGACACAAAGAUAAUCUUGGUAUGUAGGCAACAUGAAAUAAAGAAAUAAACAGAA
This is a messenger RNA of Astyanax mexicanus (Mexican tetra), 4824 nucleotides long. It is a transcript of the gene cbfa2t2, whose product is annotated as CBFA2/RUNX1 partner transcriptional co-repressor 2. Bases 574 to 2298 code for a protein of 574 amino acids. The record is from RefSeq and is a predicted model, not a curated record. Lineage: Eukaryota; Metazoa; Chordata; Actinopteri; Characiformes; Acestrorhamphidae. Gene Ontology annotation, cellular component: nucleus. Gene Ontology annotation, biological process: negative regulation of DNA-templated transcription; DNA-templated transcription. The transcript is spliced from 11 exons. Gene Ontology annotation, molecular function: transcription corepressor activity.